AAACAUUUUUCUUUUCAUUGAUGCCUCUUCUUCCAUAUCGCAGAAAAGUAGUGACCGGGGUACCGCCGUUGAGGUCAACGUUCUUACGUCAUAUCCGACCGGUCUUUUCUUAGUUUUAAUAUGGAACCAUUAGGCAAUUAUCAAUAAAAUGCUAGCAGGACCUCUUAGGAGAUGUAGAAAAAUUUGGCCGAUAUUAUUGUUUUUCAAAACAAUCAUUAUUAUAGUGAUAUGGAUUAAUGCCAACAAACAAACCGAAAUACAUCCGAAGCAUAUUUUUAGGGAAAACAAUCAAGAAGAAUACAUCGACAAAAACGGCAUUAAAGUAGUCAUAGGCCAUUAUGUUGGAAAUCCGGCUAAAAAAAUCCCUAAUGCCACUUAUGACAUGCUCAACACGAAUAACUUCCACCCUCAGCCUAAUGCCGGAAGAAAUGGCAAUCCUGUUGUUAUAGAAUCUAGAGAUUUACUUACAAUGCAACAGCUUUUUCAAAUAAACAGAUUCAAUUUGUUGGCCAGUGAUAAAAUUCCAUUGAACAGAUCAUUGCCAGAUUUCCGAAGGAAAAAAUGCGCCUUAAAAUACAACGACUCUUCAACUUACCCCAAAACAAGCGUAAUUAUAGUAUUUCAUAAUGAAGCCUGGUCCACACUUCUACGAACAGUUUGGAGCGUAAUAAACAGAUCUCCAAGUGAGCUACUUGAGGAAAUUAUUUUGGUGGAUGAUGCAAGUGAAAGAGAAUUCCUAAAAAAUCCUUUGGACGACUACAUAGCAUCACUACCAGUGAAAACUUUUGUAAUCCGCAGUCCGGAACGUAUAGGUCUAAUAAAGGCUCGUUUAAAAGGUGCCAAAAUAGCCAAGGGAGAAGUACUGACCUUUCUGGAUGCUCAUUGCGAGUGCACCAAAGGUUGGCUGGAAGCCUUAUUAUCUGUGAUAAAAAACGACAGAAAAACUGUAGUUUGUCCUGUGAUCGAUAUUAUUCACGACGAUUCGUUUGCUUACAUUAAAAGCUUCGAAUUGCAUUGGGGGGCUUUCAAUUGGAAUUUGCAGUUUAGGUGGUACAGUUUGGGCGGCAAAGAGAUGACUUUGAGGAAAAUUGAUGCCACACAACCGUUUCCAUCGCCUACAAUGGCUGGUGGAUUAUUUGCUAUUGAUAAGAGUUACUUUUUUGAAAUUGGUUCGUAUGAUGAAGGUAUGAAUAUUUGGGGCGGGGAGAAUUUGGAGAUGUCUUUCAGGGUGUGGCAAUGUGGAGGCAGAAUUGAAAUAGCUCCUUGUUCCCAUGUUGGUCACAUUUUUCGUAAAUCUUCACCCUACACAUUUCCUGGAGGCAUAAACAAAACCCUUUUUGCUAAUCUGGCCAGGGUAGCUUUAGUUUGGAUGGACGAAUGGGCAAAUUUGUAUUUCAAAUUCAAUGAAAAAGCAAGAGAAAUGAGGGAUAGUCAAAAUGUGACUUCUAGAUUAGAAUUACGAAAACGACUUCAAUGUAAGAAUUUCGAAUGGUAUUUGGAUAAUGUGUGGCCGCAGCAUUUUUUUCCAAAAGAGGACAGAUUUUUUGGACAAAUAAAAAAUAUCGGCGAAGAUUUAUGCUUGUUGAAGCCUGAGAGAAAGGGGCUUUCGAAUCAGCCAAUGGGACUGGCUACAAUUGACAGGUGCCUAAAUGAUGAUAUUGAAGAUGAACUAUUCGUAAUGACAAAAGAAGGUUUCAUCAUGACUGACGAUUCUAUUUGUUUAGAUGCGCCAGAGCGAGAAGGGCUGGGCCCUUCAAAAGUGAGGAUUAUGGCUUGUAGCGCUUAUUCUAGACAGAAAUGGGUUUACAAUGAAAAGACACAAGAACUGCGACAUCUCACCAACCAGAAAUGUCUGGACGUCUACAAUUCGGAUUCUUUAGAGGGUGGACUGAUAAUCAAAAAAUGUAAUGGUGCCAACAGUCAGAAAUGGUUAUUGAAACGUGUUUCUUGGAAAUAAAUGACAAUUGUUGAUCAUACAUAGAAAUUUGAGAAUAUUUUUUAACUUUUUUAUUAAAAUUUGUGUAAUUUCAAUA
This is a messenger RNA of Ceutorhynchus assimilis (cabbage seed weevil), 2033 nucleotides long. Lineage: Eukaryota; Metazoa; Arthropoda; Insecta; Coleoptera; Curculionidae. The record is from the annotation of a GenBank genome assembly.